Messenger RNA from Juglans microcarpa x Juglans regia, 1169 nucleotides. RefSeq names its product histone H2B.2-like. The transcript is spliced from 2 exons. Gene Ontology annotation, molecular function: structural constituent of chromatin; protein heterodimerization activity; DNA binding. Gene Ontology annotation, cellular component: nucleosome. The record is from RefSeq and is a predicted model, not a curated record. The coding region runs from base 100 to 999 and encodes 299 amino acids. NCBI's taxonomy places the organism in Eukaryota, Viridiplantae, Streptophyta, Magnoliopsida, Fagales, Juglandaceae. Gene Ontology annotation, biological process: nucleosome assembly.
CAAUUACAGUAUAUUGUUAGCCAUAAUGAUCUUACCCACCUCUGCUGAGAGAGAAGCUGGAGAUCAGUUUAGGAAGAAGGAUAACUGUGGGAAAGCAUAAUGGCUCCAAAGCGUUCACCUAAGGUGAUGGGCACUUUGAUGACGACCAGAUCAAAACUUGUGCGAGAAAUUGUGCAAGUCACUGUUGUUGAAAGCGCUCAGAAGCCAACGAUUGGAGAAAUAGAUGAGGAAAAGGAAGACACGUUUAUUCCUUCAGGCAGAAAGCCAUUCAGAACCAUUGCUGUCGAAGACAAGUCAGAACAAAGAAACCAUGAGUCAGCUCAAAUUCCAGUACUAGUGGAGGACAAAUCAUCGGAACAAGAAAACCAGUCAUUUCGGCCUGUUCAAGUUGAGGGAAAAUCGAAAGAAGAAAACCAGCCAGUUCAACCUCCGGUAGAGAAAAAAUCAGAAGAAGAAAACCAGCCAGUUCAACCUCCGGUGGAGGAAAAACAAGAAGAAGAAAACCAGGACAAAUCACCAGAGGAGAACCAAGCAGAAGUUGAAGUUCCAGAGGAAGAGAAAGAGAAACAGCCCACCAAUAUGACUUCCGGAAAGCAAGAAGGGCCAUCAAAAAUAGAGGGGGGAAAAAAGAAAACGAAGAGCACCCAAGAAGGGGAAGGGAAGAGGAGGAGGAAGAGGAGGAGAAAAGAGGGCGGGGGAGAUGAGUACAGGAGGUAUGUGUAUAGGGUGUUGAAGCAGGUGCACCCAGAGUUGAGGGUAUCGUCAAAGGCAAUGACAGUUUUGAAUAAUAUGAUGAAGGACAUGUUCGAGAGGCUGACGGAGGAGGCAGCGGUGCUGUCCAAGUACACAAGCCGAAAGACGCUAUCUUCAAGGGAGAUUCAAGGGGCAGUGCGGCUGGUAUUACCCGGAGAGCUUGGAAAGCAUGCCAUUGCUGAGGGGUCUAAGGCUGUGACUUCCUUUAUGUCCUACAUUGCUCGAGAGACCAAGAGAUCAUCGUAGCCCUCUCUUAUGCGUCGUGCUUUGAGUUAUCUAGUAUAUAUUUUGGUACUGUUUUAGAACUAGCUUGUACGUAAGCUUUCUCUGUUUGCAUUGCUUGCUUUCUUCUAUUUUCCUGUGGCAAGGUUGGACGUGAUCUUGUUGGCUCUUUCUUUUUUCAUGUUGUAAUAUUG